AUGUUCAGCUCCCUCUCACAGCGAUUCUUCGGCACGUCGCCACAUAAGAAUUCGUCACCUGGCCCGACGAGGCCACCGCGUGAGGAAGUCGACCACAAGCAAUUCUCUUCGACCGCUCCCGCCGAAAUGGAGGAGUCAAUGCUUGACGAUCGAGCAUCGGACAUGUCGCAGCAAUGGGACCAGGCGGAUCACACGGAUGACAACGACGAGUCCGAGGAUAUCCCUGACGGCAUCACCGAAGACUAUGUCGAUCCCUUCUCCGACAUGAUGCCAUUUUCUACCCAAGCUAAAGGCGACGAAGACGAUGAUAUUGCUGCAUACGGAUCCGACAACGAUAACAGCGCCAGUGACGACAAUAGCCCCCAGAAGCAGGAGAUGCCCAAGAAGGAGAAGAAGGUUGAGGAAAAAGAGACUGGCCGAAAGAAGCGCAAAUCCAAGAAGAAGAAUGCCGAUUACGAGCCUUCCGAUCAAGCUCUCCCCAGCCCGACAACAAGCGAGCGGACGAGCCGCUCUGAACGGGAGGAAGCAAAUGGCGACGAUGCUUCGUCCUCCAGCGAGCGCCUCGAGAUCAAGACCGAGCCUGGUGUUGCACCCACCAGCAACAAAAAGAAGCGCAAGCGCAGAUCAAGGCCAUCUGACUCCGUCGAACUCGAAGAGUCGAGCCGCAAGAAGAAGAGAAAGACCCGCAAACCUUUGGAGGACAUUGAAGAUGACGAAAUGGAAGCCCAGCCGCAAGAGACGAUACCUGAUUCCCCAUCCAACCAGCUGACGGUUGAACGCGAACUGGAAAGCCCUGAAUUCGACCAGGAUCUCAGCAUGGACGCCACCCUCAAGUCCGAACCUCAACAAUCGCAGCUCGCGACUGUUUCUAGACAAUUGUUCCAGCCUACGAAGGGCGCUUCUGCUACCGGUCUUUCCAUCAGCGAUGAUGCCGAUCACGACACCAGCGACAACGAUAAUGAAGUUUCGCUUUCUUCGCCGAGCGUCAUUGCCCAGAGACGCCGAAGCAUGUCCCGGGGCUCUCAAAUUUCAGCUUUCCGACAGGGAGUGUCUAGGGAGUCCACCUCUCUGCACGACAUCAUCUCAGAAGCCGCGGAAUCAGAAGAGGAAGCUUCGGAAAAAGAAGACGAGAGUGGGGCGGCUCAACAAAGUCCCUCGGCCGCCAGCCAGGAUGACUCGGAAGAUGAAGAGUCACAGCCUGAUCCAGUGUCCGAGCUUGACGGAGACGUCAGCAUGGCGGACACCUCGAACGCGCCCCUGGCGUCCGGAGCUCUUGUCGACGACGGCCAGUCUGAACAGGGAGAUUUUGCCGAUCAAUUGCCUCCGUCAUCUCAGCCGCCCAGGGAAGACACGCCCAGUAGUGAUGAAGCGGAGUCUGAUGCCGACGAUGUUGAUGUAGAACACGUUGAGCAGCCUCAGCUGCCCAUCAAGACCUUCAAGGACGCGCUCAACCAUGGUGGUUCGACGUCAAAGUCAGGUAACCGCAAGGAUGCACAGGCUGGCACGGCGGCCACGCCUGGGCGCAAACGCCAGCGGAAUGCCGAUUUACUCGUUGACAUGUCUGAACCAAGCAACGUACCCAGCUCUGUACACAAAUCCGGACGCUCGACUGCCUCCAAGCGGCAGCGUUCCAAGCCUAAUUUCUUCUCAAACCAGGAUGAGGAGGACCAGACGGGGAAUCUCGAAGCCGACGAAAGUCUUGCAGCCCCGUCGCCGCCUCCGUCGGCCCGUGUAGCAUCUGCUAAGGCGGCCACUACGAAGCAGCCGAAGCUGAAAGCGCCAGCAUCUACUGUCAAGAAGACGAAGACAGCAACGUCGGCAGCAUCUCGCGUCUCCAAAGUCGCCAAGUCUCCUGCCCAAAAAUCGUCGGCGCAGAGCAGUCCGCGAAAAAGUGCACAACCACUGGCUCAGGCGAAUCCCAAAGUGGGCUCUUUUGACGUGGAGGAGCUUAAGAAGCUUGCGGACAUAGUUGGCCAAUACCGUGACGACCACGGUUUGACGCAGGAGGAAAUGAAUGACCUCAUUCACAUGAAGCAACGCAAGAAGACGAAGAGCGAAAUAUCGAAAGAGGUUAAGAACGCGAAUUUUGAUCACUCACAAUUUAAAGAGAUGUGGGACUUCAUCACCAGGGCUAUUCCCAACAGGCCGCGUCAGAAGGUUAUCAACGUUGCUCGACAAGAAUUUCACAACCACAAGAAGCGAGGAGGAGACUGGACCAAGGAAGAGGAAGCCAAGGUUGCAAUACUACACGACAAGUAUGACGGAUCAUGGGUCAUGAUCGCCGACGAGAUCGGCCGGCUUCCGUCUGACGUUCGCGAUCGUUACCGCAACUACAUUAUUUGUGGCCGAACCGACGAGCGCCGGAAGUGGACAGAGGAAGAGGAACGGGAAUUGAUUGAGGCGGUGACUACUUCACUUCGGCGGAUGAGGAAGCCGCUCCGCAGCCACCUGGAGAAGCCCACCGAUCUCAUCAACUGGCAAACCAUUAGCGAAAUGAUGCAUAGAAAACGCAGUCGCCUGCAAUGCCUGAGGAAAUGGAAAACCCUCAACGUUGAACUGAACGAAGCCGAUCUCCUUCGGCGGUCAGCCGACGACGAGGAAGUCCCCUGGAUCCUGCACAAGGCCCGUAAGCAGAUCCAGGAAAUGUCGCCCGAGGACAAGUACAGAUUUGUCGAGUCGAUUCUGGCCGGAGCUGCCGGUGAUGAGGCGGCUAUAUCUUGGUCGAAACUGGUCGACGUUCCAUUCCGGCGGAAAUGGCACAAGCCUACGCUCAAAUUGCUGUGGCACCGUCUCAAGCAGCGGGUUCCGAAUUACCAGGAAAAGAAAGUUAGAGACUGCGCACGCUGGAUUCUGAAGGACGCCAAAGAGAACGGUCCCAGAGGUGCCAAGUUCAUCAGCGACGGACUUGAGGAGGGGGAUGUGGAGACCGAAUACAAGGCUGUCGCGCCUAGGGCCGAGCUGAGGAAGGAAGAUUCCAAGUCGAAGAAGAACGCCCGCAGCGCCGAGAAGAUAGUAGAUAGUGACAGUUCCGACGAGGAGGAGGGUAACGAUGAGACUCAGCUGACCAACGCUGAGGACUCCCCGUCCGCACAACGACAGCCUUCGUCGGCCGUGUCGCAACAGUCGACUCCACGACUUGGUUUUACCCCGUCUCUGCAGCCACCCGCAAGUCAGCAGGAAGGUUCGAGAGAACCCAGCCCGGCCAAGAAGCGGGUUAGACUUUCGAGGGGCCGGUCUGCAAAAGAGCGCGUCAGCGAGGGGAACGGCGAUAACGAAGUUGAAGGCGAGGGCGAAGACUCGCAAAACGGUACACCAUCACAAUCACAGCUCGAUAUUCGCAAGAUUCCGGACCGUCUACAGGAAAAGAAGAUGGCGGCUAGACAGCGCAUCACUUCGGGCAGCAGAAGCCGGUCAGUAACGUCGCUGCAGCCGGAGUCGGUGCAGAACAGCGAUGUCGACGAUGACAUGCCACCUAUCCGCGUGCCCGCGUCAACCCAGCCUUCGCGAACCAAGGCCGGCAAGCUGAUGCUCCGGGGUAACUUUGCGCGCAAGACGGGAUCAAACGUGCUGCCAGGGGAACCUGUGGAGUUGACGGAUGAGGUCAUGGCGGAGCUGGAAGCGGGAGGAAACGGCGACGAGGAGGGGGCUACGGAAUCGGUCGCGGCCACUCCCGUGCCGAGCGCGCGGAAGGCGAAGCGCCGGCGCAAGGAUGUCGAGGUGGCCGAGUCCCCAUCUUAG
This is a messenger RNA of Colletotrichum truncatum, 3738 nucleotides long. The record is from RefSeq and is a predicted model, not a curated record. NCBI's taxonomy places the organism in Eukaryota, Fungi, Ascomycota, Sordariomycetes, Glomerellales, Glomerellaceae.